Messenger RNA from Salarias fasciatus (jewelled blenny), 3615 nucleotides. Its product is annotated as endophilin-B2. The transcript is spliced from 12 exons. Gene Ontology annotation, cellular component: membrane; cytoplasm. NCBI's taxonomy places the organism in Eukaryota, Metazoa, Chordata, Actinopteri, Blenniiformes, Blenniidae. The record is from RefSeq and is a predicted model, not a curated record. Gene Ontology annotation, molecular function: protein binding. Gene Ontology annotation, biological process: membrane organization. The coding region runs from base 225 to 1391 and encodes 388 amino acids.
CCCUUUAAGCGGCGGGGUGUAGCAGCAGCAGCUCCCGAGCCUCCUGAAGCGGAUUACGGCUCCGCCGCUGCGUCUGUCCGGCCGCUGCUCCACCGACGGACCACCAACGCCCCUCCAUCCGAGUGAGCCGAGCCGAGCCUUCCCCUCCCUCCCCCGGCAGCCCUCAGCCCUCAGCGGGGACGCGGCCCGGAUCCGUGCCUGGAUGCGCAGCUCCUGCCGGAAACAUGGAUUUCAACGUCAAAAAGCUGGCUUCGGACGCGGGGGUCUUCUUCACCCGGGCGGUGCAGUUCACAGAGGAGAAGCUGGGCCAGGCGGAGAAGACGGAGCUGGACCCUCACCUGGACAACCUGAUCAGUCGGGGGGACAGCACUAAGAACUGGACCGAGAAGAUCUUGAGGCAGACGGAAGUCCUGCUGCAGCCCAACCCCAUCGACCACACCGGUGCCCGGAUAGAGGAGUUCAUCUAUGACAAGCUGGACAAGAAGCUUCCGUCCAGGACCACCAACGCCGAGCUGCUGGGCCAGCACAUGCUGGAGGCCGCCGCCGACUUCGGCCCCGAGACGCCGUACGGCAGCACGCUGAUCACCGUCGGGGAGUACCAGAAGAGGCUGGGGAGCGCCGAGCGCGAGUUCCUCCAGACCUCCGCCGCCAACUUCCUCUGUCCGCUCCGUAACUUCCUGGAGGGGGACUGGAGGACCAUCUCGAAAGAGCGGAGGAUCCUGGAGAACCGGCGGCUGGAUCUGGACAUCUGCAAGGCGCGCCUCAAGAAGGCCAAGCAGGCCGAGGCCAAGGCCGCGGCUGCGCCAGAUUUCCAGGAGACGCGACCUCGGAACUACGUCCUGUCUGCCAGCGCGUCCGCGCUGCUGAGCGAGGAGGUGGACAAGGCCGAGCACGAGCUCCGUGUGGCUCAGACCGAGUUCGACCGGCAGGCCGAGGUGACCAGGCUGCUGCUGGAGGGCAUCAGCAGCACGCACCUCAACCACCUGCGCUGCCUGCAGGACUUUGCGGAGGCCCAGGCCACGUACUACGCCCAGUGUCACCACUACAUGCAGGACCUGCAGCGGGAGCUCAGCAGAUCUGCUAAUGCCGUCGGCGCCCCACACUCCUCCUCCGCCGCCGCCGUCGGCCCCCCCGCCGCCACCGCCGCCGCCGCGCCGGGCCAGAAGCCCGGCACGCUGUCCAUGGAGCAGGUGCAGCUGCCCGUCACGGGAGCCCGGAAGGCCAAGGUGCUGUACGACUACGACGCCCACGACGGCAGCGAGCUGUCCCUGCUGGCCGACGAGCUCAUCACGGUGUACACCGUACCAGGACUGGACCCCGACUGGCUGGUCGGAGAGCGAGGGAACGACAAGGGCAAAGUGCCGGUCACCUACCUCGAACUGCUGAGCUAAUGGACCAGACAUCACACACACACACACACACACACACACACACACACACACACACACACACACACACACACACACACACACACACACUCACUGUCUCCCGUCGUUCUGUGUUCUGCUCUGUAUCAAACUCUUAUGCAAAGCGCCUGCUGAUGAGGACGCUGAAGCGCCGCGUGACAAACACUUUAUUUUGACGUGGCCGACUUCCUCUUUACUCCACCGGUGUGUUUCCCGUGUGUGACGAAGCCGUGCUGACACACACACACACACAGUUCAUGGCUUGUCUUAACACUCCCACAUUCGUCUUCAUUUAGAAGCUGGGCUCAUGACGCUGACGUUAACGUGUGACGCAGCGGAAAUGAUCCCCGGAGCAGGAAACGCCAAACUCCACUGAACGAGGAGAGGAAGUGAAGGUGGAACUCAGGGAUUACUGGAUGGAACACAAGUUUAAAAAAAUGAGCCCAACAGGUUGAUUUAGUGUUGAAAAAAACGUAUAAGAUGUGAUCAUGUUGAACAAAAAGUAGAGAAACUGUUUGGCGUUAAUCUCAAUUAAUGAGUUUAAGUCACUACACAGGUCAUCCCCACGCUGAAUGGAGGAAACCAGAUGACAACCUUUCAAAAUAAGAGCAUUAAAAGGUUUCCAAUAGGCGCCUUCAAGAACACAAAGCAGCGUGACCUUUGAACUCGCUCCCUAUGCAACUGUGAGGCACGGCGGAGGGACCAUCAGGAGCCGGGCUCCCUCCCGCCCCGGCAGAUGGAUUUCAGCCUUCACUCUCUGUCACCGUUCAGCUCUCUGCGUUUCCUGGUCUCCGGUUCGAUCGCCGGUCUGUUGGCCGGCUUCCUGUAAACUCAGCAAUACAGACGCAGCAGGAAGCCGUGAGCUGAGGAGCUCAGACGCUUCUCUGAAUCCCCGCCGGCCCCGAUAGUCACACAGCUUCACUCGUGUUCGUGGAAAAAUCUGCUUUUCGUUAGACGAUCAGGCUUAGUCGGCAUGUUUCUCGUUAAAGGCGUCUCUUUUAUUUUGAGCUUCAGUGACUCAGCUGCAGCUGGUCUGAAACCACGUGAAUGGAGAGAAGUAAGGGAAGCGAGCUGGAAGGUGCUGCAGGAAUCCAGAAUGAGGGACUCUGUACACGCUGUCUGUUACCUCUGUGUCUGAUCUGUGAAACCUAGAGCAUGUGUGGGUUUUUGCAUGUGGGACAGUUCUCCUGGGAUCUUCGUCUAAAUGAAACUUUUCUGACCCGAUGGAUGAACUGAUGCUCAAACAGCCUGAUUUGGGGGCAUUUAGCUGAGAAGAGGCCGACCUGGACCCCGUCCUGGAGCCAGACCCGGACCUGGACCCCGUCCUGGAGCCAGACCCGGACCUGGACCCCGUCCUGGAGCCAGACCCGGACCUGGACCCCGUCCUGGAGCCAGACCCGGACCUGGACCCCGUCCUGGAGCCAGACCCGGACCUGGACCCCGUCCUGGAGCCAGACCCGGACCUGGACCCCGUCCUGGAGCCAGACCCGGACCUGGACCCCGUCCUGGAGCCAGACCCGGACCUGGACCCCGUCCCACUGAUCCCUCAGCUCCUCACUGCCAGCUCCCCGGCUUUUCCUUUCUCCUGUCAGCCCUGGACCUGGACUGGGCCUGGACCUGCUUGUUGUGUCCGGUCGCUGUCGGAAUGUGUGUUUGUUGUUUGAAGUGUUCUGCUCUUGUUUUGUCGUCUCGCUCUGGCAGCUCUGGAGAGACGCUGGUCUGAGGAGACCAGGUCUAAUGGCAGUGUUCCUGUUUGAGUGCUAAUGCAAUAAGUGUGUAUCGUCUUGUGAGGACCCCCCUCCCCUCCCGUAUACUUUGUUUCUUUUAAUCAUGAUUCCGGCUUUUCGUUUCAUUUUUCUGUAUAAUUUAACCUUGUAUAAUUUGCCAUUUUUAUUUUCAGAAGUUGAAUUGUUUUCACAACAAGACUUUUUGGUUCAUAUUUCGCGACUGUAGAAAGAAACGACCGUUUCUGCAUCUGUAUUUCCAGCUGUGACGGCUGCAGAUGUUUGGGUGUGUGUCAUCCUCGCACACUUUGAAAGCCCCUCAUUUCUGACCCCGGGGAGCACGGCCGUGCUACGUUUGCCUGUAACAUGCUUUUAAUUUGGAGUGCUCUGGAGAUGUUUCCUGUUUGGAGAGGUCCUCGCUUCAUGACGUCGUCCCUCUGAUGGCCACUGGUUUGAUGUGCAAUAAACAUGCAUGUGUGUUACAU